Messenger RNA from Brienomyrus brachyistius, 2153 nucleotides. RefSeq names its product microspherule protein 1 (gene mcrs1). Gene Ontology annotation, biological process: positive regulation of transcription by RNA polymerase II. Gene Ontology annotation, molecular function: protein binding; G-quadruplex RNA binding. Lineage: Eukaryota; Metazoa; Chordata; Actinopteri; Osteoglossiformes; Mormyridae. Gene Ontology annotation, cellular component: Ino80 complex; MLL1 complex; NSL complex. The record is from RefSeq and is a predicted model, not a curated record. The transcript is spliced from 15 exons. Bases 304 to 1725 code for a protein of 473 amino acids.
AGGGGACGACGGGAACUUUGCCUCACUUCCGGAAGUUUCCGGAUGUCGAUAAUGGGAGCUUCGUGCUGAGUUUUACGCUAUUGUCAACAAAUGAUUUGAGAUAGGUGGAGUUUAAAGUUAAAUGAGAGACCAAGUUUAUUUUUUAAAGGAUACGAAAUAAAAAACAACCACAGGACCACUGCCUGAACCUAUCAGCAUUUUGCGAUAAGGUUGGGGAUUUCUGUUGUUGAAGCAACGUAACUGAAACCGAAUCGUCCUGAAUGUUCUGCUUGGCUGUGUAAACGAUCGGUUGCGCCUGCGGUUAUGGACAAAGACAUGCAGGGAGGGGUUCCAGAGGCAGCAGCUGGGGGUACAACAGUAGGGAGCACCACAGCGCAGAGCCGAUCAGAAGACGAGGAGUCUGCAGGUGGUAAAGAUAUCAAAAGAACAGCCACUCAAGCCUUCAGUGGGGGCGUCCCUAAACGCAGGAGUUCCUCCAGGUCCAUCAAGCGAAAGAAGUUUGAUGAUGAGCUGGUGGAGAGUAGCUUGGCCAAGUCGUCCAGCAGAGUGAAGGGCCCUCCUUUGAUUGAGCCCACUCGCUGCUCAGGGAGUGAACCCUCCUCCGGGGAGAAGAAGAAGGUUUCGAAAUCCAGCUCAACCCUAGCCGCACCCCUAACCAUGGUGGUCACACCUCCUUCUAUGACCAAGAGGGUGAAGAAGAGCAAACAGCCUCUGCAGAUCACUAAGGAUCUGGGGCGCUGGAAGCCAGCAGAUGACCUCCUGCUCAUUAAUGCCGUGCUUCAGACUACAGAUUUGACCUCAGUCCACCUGGGGGUUAAGUUUAGCUGUCGGUUCACCUUACGGGAGAUCCAGGAGCGGUGGUAUGCCCUGUUGUACGACCCUGUUAUCUCAAAAUUGGCAUGGCAGGCUAUGCGACAGCUCCACCCAGAGGCCAUAGCAGCUAUCCAAAGCAAAGCGCUCUUCAGCCAGGCAGAGGAGGCGCUUCUGGCCAAGAUCAGCUCGAACAGUCAGCCCAAGCAGGAAGUGUUCCAGGAACUGUUGAAUAAGCACCCAGGUGUGUUCUACCCCUCGCGGACCCCCAAGAGCCUCAUGCUGCAUUGGCAGCUCCUCAAACAGUACUACCUUCUGGAGGACCAGAGUGUUCAGCCCCUGCCUAAAGGGGACCAGGUGCUGAACUUCUCAGACGCGGAGCAGUUAGUGGACGAGGCUAAGCUCAAGGAUAGCAGAGAUGAGGUUUUAGAACACGAGUUAAUGAUCUCCGACAGGCACCAGAAGAGGGAGAUCAGGCAGCUGGAACAGGAGCUUCCACGCUGGCAGGUUCUGGUGGACAGCAUCACGGGGAUGAAUUCCCCCGAUUUUGACAACCAAACCCUCGCAGCGUUGCGUGGACGCAUGGUGCGCUACCUCAUGCGUUCCCGGGAGAUCACAUUGGGUCGUGCCACAAAGGACAAGCAGAUAGAUGUGGAUCUGUCUCUGGAGGGACCUGCAUGGAAGAUCUCCAGGAAACAAGGGAUCAUCAAGCUAAAAAACAACGGUGACUUCUUCAUUGCCAACGAGGGCCGGAGGCCGUUUUACAUCGACGGCAGACCGGUGCUGUCUGGAAACAAGUGGAAACUCAACAAUAACUCUGUGGUGGAGAUUGCAGGUCUCAGGUUCGUCUUCCUCAUCAACCAGGAGCUGAUAUCCCUCAUCAAAGCAGAGGCAGCCAAGAUGAGCCAGCAGUGAUGGUGCGCAGGCAGCAUGUCUGUGGCUGUGAGGCACGUGGAGCUGUGUCUUCAUGCCUAAACGGGACCCAGGAUGCAGGACCCUGAAAAAGCCGGAGUCCAUGGCAGAAAUCGGAAUACCUUCCUGCAGUGCUGCAGGCAGCUGCAGGACCGUGCCACUGCGCAUGGACGCCUCUGGAGCUCAAGGCUGCAGUUCAGGCUCUUGAUUAGCCCCAAUUCAAGGACUUAACCGCAUAGAUUACGUUUUAAACAGAUUAACUUUGAGCUUUUGUCCCCCCUCAGUGCCUACAGAAAACACUUGGGUUACAGUAAGAGCCCCCACCUCUUCAGCCAGUGCAGAGCCUUUGGAUAACAGAAAGCAAAAGUUGUGUAAGAUCGUCAAGUCAGUUUUUGUUGCCAUCUUUAUGAAAAUAAAGAAUAAUAGUGUAA